Podarcis lilfordi (Lilford's wall lizard) is the source of this 40491-nucleotide messenger RNA. NCBI's taxonomy places the organism in Eukaryota, Metazoa, Chordata, Lepidosauria, Squamata, Lacertidae. The record is from the annotation of a GenBank genome assembly.
GGCUGGCGUCUGCCUGGGGCUGCGAGGAAGAUGGCGGCCGGCUGCGGGGCUGGUGCUUGCUGCUGUUGCUGCUGCUGCGGGGAGAGAGAGAGCCGCACCCCGGAGGAGCUGGUGAGGGAGGGGCGCCGGGGGGGGGGCCUCCGUGAGAGCCUGGCUGGAGCCAACACCCUUGCCUGUCCCCAUUGUUCGCAGCGUGCUUGGUCUUGGGAGGUGGCCGUAGCAAAGCGGGGGUGCCUCUGAGCAUGAGCAGAGUGGACUUCCCUCUUCCAGCGGGUCUCUGCAAAACCCUCCGCUCCUGCAGAGAUAGGCGCGUGGGUGUGUUAGCAGCGAUUCAUGGAAAAAGGAAAAACCGCUCUGUGCAUGCUCAGAGGCAGCCGACCUGCUUUGCUGCAGCUGUAAAAUCUUAUCCCUUAGGACAUGCAUGUCUGAGGGAGGGGUGCUUCUGUGCAUGUACAGAGUGCUUCUCCAAUGGGUCACUCAAUAUAUCAAUAUAGCCCCCCCCCCCAAUAUAUCUGAGGGUUUUUUCCUCUCUCUCUCUGUAUAUAUGUAUUGGCACUGGGAGGGGGCAUUGCAGGGACUCAUUGGAAAGGGAAAACUGCACCCUACAUGCUCAGAGACGGCACCUGCUUGUCAUGUCUAUAUAAAUAUUCUGUCUUGGAGCAUACAUCUCUUAAGGGGGACGCUUUUGUGCAUGUACAGAGUUCCUUUCCAAUGGGUCAUUGCAGUGAUACUUGUUUAUCUCACAUGUAUAGACAGGAUUAUAUUCCACGUUAGUUCUAGUCAAAGCAGAACCAUUCAAAUUGUUGGACAUGUUUUCCUAGAAGCUUAUUAGUUUCAAUGGGUUUACUCUCAAUAGGCUGUUGUCGGAAGCAACUCGUCUUGGGUACUGGAGUGAGGUGUCUGCAGCAUCUAAUGUAAUAAUUUGAAAGCCUGUUUUUUUGUUUUCAAAUGUAUGGAAUAGCAUGUUCUUAAACAUUUCUGCAACUGUUUGCACCCUGAUAAAGAACUAGUGCUUUCUUGAAAGAUGCAAACUUUUAAAUGUGGGUAUGCAGUAAUGGAAAUACAUUCAGUAUUUUCUUAGCCCAGAGGAUGAUAUUGGAGAAUUCUGAUAUUUACCAGUUGAGAAUCCACUGAGCACCUUUGCUAAAUGUUCAGAUGUUAUCUUUUUUUUUAUCAAAAUGCAGGUUCAUGACAAACAUUUCUGAUGAAGCCUAUUGGAUCUCUUACAGUUCUUAGGAGACCCUCUAUUUACCCCUGAGAGCUACAAUUUUCAGAGUUCCCUGGGAAGAUGGGAAUGACUGUUAAACCACUCUGGAAAUUGUAGCUGUGCGAGGAGAGUGGUCUCUUUCCUCACUAUUCUCAGCACCCAUAACAAACUACAUUCCCAGGAUUCUUCAGGGAGAAAGCCAUCGUUGUUUUAAAGUAGCAUAAUAGUGCUUUAAAUGUGUUGAGCAGAUGGGGCCUUACUAUCACAGUUCAUUCUUUUUUCUUUUCUUUUUUAAAGUAAACCCCAAAUACAUGAAGUUAAAGGCCGAUUGUCUUAGAUCCGGGGUUGCCAAUUCAUUCUCAGUGCUGAGUCUAAGAAUUUUCUGGGCAGCCUGAAAAUGAGUGGUGAGCGUUGGUUUGCAAGCUGUGUGAGUUAAUGGUGAUGUCUGUUGGCAAUGCAAUGUGUCUUGGACACACAGUUGAUACUGGGAGAGAUCUGCUCCUCUAAGUACCGUACUUGAGUCCCAAGCAAUUUAGGUCUUUCUACACUAGCACAGACCAUAGAAGCUAGUUUAGUGUACCACCAUGUGCCUUCCAGAUGUUUGGGGCUACAAAUGCUGUCCAGGACUGAUGGGAGUUGUAGUCCAAAGUUUCUGGAUACCACCUGUUUGUCAAAAUAUAUUAGCUGUUCCAUAUAUUAGCUCCUUUAAAAAAUAAAUAAAUGCUGGUUUUAAUUUAUAUGUUUGCUUAAAUUAUUGUAAGUCACUUUGAAUUGUCAUGGCAAAAAGCAACUAAUAAAUUUAAUUAAUAAUUUUCUAUGUGUGUGUAGAGGCUAAGAGGUGUGUGGCUAAGAGGUUGCAUUUUAUUGUCUCCUUGUUGCAUAUUGAUCUCCCUAUUUUAUUUUGUUCUUAAACUGAGGCGUUUUGCAGGGUAUGGUUUAUUUAUGGUUCUCGUGGUUAGGCUGAGAGGCAGUGACUGGCCCAAGGUCUCCCAGUAAGCGUCAUGCCUGAGUGGGAAUUUGAACCCUGGUCUCCUAGGACCUAGUUCUUGACACACUUAACCAUUACACCACAGGGGUUGUGGAAAGUGUUUCCUGGUGUUUUUUUUUGUCCGUUUGGGGGAGUUUGAGACUGCAGGUGGUUUGCCUGUUUGGGGCAGCAAGUUCUGAAUAUUACUCAGUUUUCCUUCUGUGAAAUGGGUACCCACAACAAAUUUUUCCAACGUACCUUCCAGGUUCCCAAAAGUUGGGGACCAUUGGAUUAGCCCAGUAUCAAACAACAAUGCUUUGAAAAAGAAUUGUUGUGGAUCAACUUGACUUCCAUUUACUUCUGAGACUUAGUACCCUUAACCCUACUGGAUCCCUAUCAAUCAAAAUGGAAAGCUACAUUACAUGAAAAGCUGGGGUUUUUGCCACAGGCACUGUUAGCCACAGGAUAUGAGAAAUCCAGAGCAACAAUUCGCCAACAAAUCUGGGAAGUAGAAUUUCAGUGUCAUGUGAGUGAGAUGAAUAAGCACCCAGCAAUCCAAGACAAUGGGAGAGGUUUUACUCCAGCAAUAUAUCUGACAAAAUUACAAAUAUCUAAAUACAGAUGGUCGUUCACCCUCACUAGAUUCAACGUGCUGCCACCUGCCUUAUUACAGGGCAGAUAUGUGGGUAAACCAUAUGCGGAGCAAAUCUGCCCCUGCGGCCUGAUAGAGGUGGAAACCGUCUCUCAUGUCUUACUACGAUGUUGUUUUUAUGAGGAUAUAUACUUGGUCUUUAUCACCCCUGUUAAACAGAAAAUUCCAAGUGGGUCUGAACCUCAUUGCUUAAAAUCCCUAAUAGAGGAUAAGGAUCCAGAGAUCACGCUAAGGGUGGCCAAAUUUUGCACGGCUGCCAUAAAACUCAGGGAACAAGCUGUGCUGUUACAAAGACUAAGGCCUCAGAUAAUAUUUUAGAGACUAAGACCUAAACCACAUUUCUAAUGACUUGUCAUAUUAGUAUUGUUUAUUGUCGUAUUUGAUUAUUAAUUCAAACUUGAUUGUGUUGUGUUUGAUGUUUGCUUAGUACGGUAUGUGAAUCUGGUCUGGGACUGUAAUAAAUUUCACUCAUUCACUUCUGAGACUUCUGAUUUGUUUCCCAGACUAUCCUUGGAGAAACUGAGGAAGAAGAUGACGAGAUUCUCCCACGUAAGGACUAUGAGGUGAGCAGUGACGGUUUUAUCAAUGGGCAAUUAAAAGAAACAGAUGAGUGGGGGUUAAGAAGCAUAGGCUCCUGUGAAGGGUAUGUGUGCAUCCACAAAUGUUGGAUAUAUAAGCCAAACAGCACCUUAAAUCUAGGUUACACUUGCCACAACUGGAUGUCUGUUUGCCAGGGGGUUGGACUGGAUGACCCUCCGGGUCCCUUCCAACACUACAAUUUUAUGGUUCUAUGACCUCAACUCCAUUGCUUGACUGUAGCUUGCUCUUGCGACAAUUCACUUGUCCCAAGAUGCAAGAAGGAGAAAUGCACACAGUGGAAAUGGAAAUGAGAUUAACCAUGAACUAAGGCUAGGGACGCGGGUGGCGCUGUGGGUUAAACCACAGAGCCUAGGACUUGCUGAUCAGAAGGUCAGCGGUUUGAAUCACCCCGUUGCUCGCUCCCUGCUCCUGCCAACCUAGCAGUUUGAAAGCACGUCAAAGUGCAAGUAGAUAAAUAGGUACCGCUCCGGCAGGAAGGUAAACGGCGUUUCCGUGCGCUGCUCUGGUUCGCCAGAAGCGGCUUAGUCCUGCUGGCCACAUGACCCGGAAGCUGGACGCCGGCUCCCUUGGCCAAUAAAGCGAGAUGAGUGCGUCAGGGGUCCCUUUAUCUUUUAAGGCAGAGCUUCUUAGGCUGUGGUUGCCAAACUGGUGCCUGGAAAUCUCCACUUAAUUGCAGUUGUACCCUGUUCCAGUAAUAAUAAUAAAAUUUAUUUAUGCCCUCCCCUCCCCAGCCAAGACCGGGCUCAGGGCGGCGAACACCAGAUAUAAAACAAUUGAUUAAGAAACAACUUAAAAACAAGAUUAAAAUACAACAUUAAAAUGCAGCCUCAUUUCAAUAGAAACUCAAAUCCAAAACUUUUUGGGGAUGAAAACGUCAAAUCUUCACCAAGGCCAACUAUUCAGACUGGUCCUACGUGGGCCAGAAAAAAGCCAGGGAAGUCCCCAAAUAGGAGUUCCAUCACAGAAGGAAAAAGGAAAGAGGGGGCCUGGCUAAGUUCUGAACCCUUCUCUGAACUUAGACCAUUGCUUGACUUUACUGCCCCUGACUAUCUUUAACGCAGGAUGGGGGCUAUUGGCCAGAGUCUAAUGAUCUCUGGAGGGCCACAGCUUCUCCCUCCCGGCAACUUCUGUCUGGAGUAAGAAAUUUCUUUUCGAAAAUGUGAGUGUGAAUGUAGCGGUUCUUGCUCUCUUUCUCCUGUAUUAUGGGUUGCGUUCAAAUGCGCUUGCCUUUCUCUCCCACCCACCUGCAGAGUUUGGACUAUGAUCGUAGCAUCAACGAACCCUACUUGGAAGUUCUGGAAAGCCUUGAUAGCAAGGUAAGAUGGUGUAGGGAAGUUACAGUCAUGGGAAUAAUCGGUUUCUGCUCUUUUAGUCUUGAUCAGCUAGCUUUAGGACUUCCCAGCAUGGUACUUGUUGCUGUAGUUGAGGUCUCCCCUUAGUUACACAUAAAGCCACAGAGAUCCUCCAUUCAUUUCCUUCUUGGUCAUGAGGAAGCGAGGGCUAUUACCUUUUCCUUCCUUGAAGAGUACAAUAGAGUUGCAGGAGGAAUUUGGAAGGAUGACACUCUUUCCCACUUCCUCUUUCAGCUCUGUGGACUUUUCAACGCUCAGAUUAAUUCUACUGGAUCUGACUUUUGCUCAGGGUGGAUUUGAUUUAAAUCAAACCGACUUAAAUCACUAGUCAGUAAGGCUUGAUUGAAAUCAAUUUUUUUUACAGAAAGACUCACUCUUGCUGGUAUAAUCGUAACAUUUACAACCAGGUAGAGGUUUCAUUUUUGGAAUAAUAAAUCUUCAGAGUAGCUUUUACAGUUACAUCAAAAAUAACUGAUUUGGUUAUACUAUUAGAAAUACAUAGACAGAUAAUUAUGAAAUUAUUGUGAGGUUUAAUAAGUUAACUGUUUAUAUUUGGACAACUGUUCUGCUGUACUUUGUUGGAAGGAGAAAAAUAAUUAUUUCCUUAAUAACAAUUUAAACAGUUUAACUAAAACAAUAACAUUAUAGUAUACGUAUCCAUGUUUGUUAACUGAUGUGGUUAAACAUUUUUUUAAAAAAGAAAACUUUGUUGUUUAGUCGUUUAGUCGUGUCCGUCUCUUCGUGACCCCAUGGACCAGAGCACGCCAGGCACCUCUGUCCUCCACUGCCUCCCGCAGUUUGGUCAAACUCAUGCUGGUAACCUCGAAAACACUAUCCAACCAUCUCGUCCUCUGUCGUCCCCUUCUUCUUGUGCCCUCCAUCUUUUCCAACAUCAGGGUCUUCUCCAGGGAGUCUUCUCUUCUCAUGAGGUGGCCAAAGUACUGGGGCCUCAGCUUCACGAUCUGUCCUUCCAGUGAGCACUCAGGGCUGAUUUCCUUCAGAAUGGAGAGGUUUGAUCUUCUUGCAGUCCAUGAGACUCUCAAGAGUCUCCUCCAGCACCAUAAUUCAAAAGCAUCAAUUCUUCGGCGAUCAGCCGUCUUUAUGGUCCAGCUUUCACUUCCAUACAUCACUACUGGGAAAACCAUAGCUAUAACUAUACGAACCUUUGUUGGCAAGGUGACGUCUCUACUUCUCAAGAUGCUGUCUAGGCCUGUCAUUGCCCUUCUCCCAAGUAGCAGGCGUCUUUUAAUUUUGAGGCUGCUGUCACCAUCUGCAGUGAUCAUGGAGCCCAAGAAAGUAAAAUCUCCCACUGCCUCCAUUUCUUCCCCUUCUAUUUGCAAGGAGGUGAUGUGACCAGUGGCCAUGAUCUUCGUUUUUUUGAUGUUGAGCUUCAGACCAUAUUUUGCGCUCUCUUUUUUCACCAUCAUUAAAAGGUUCUUUAAUUCCUCCUCACUUUCUGCCAUCAAGGUUGUGUCAUCUGCAUAUCUGAGGUUGUUGAUAUUUCUUCCGGCGAUCUUUAUUCCGGCUAGGGAUUCAUCCAGCCCAGCCUUUCGCAUGAUGAGUUCUGCAUAUAAGUUAAAUAAGCAGGGAGACAAAAUACAGCGUUGUCGUACUCCUUUCCCAAUUUUGAACCAAUCAGUUGUUCCAUAUCGAGUUCUAACUUUAGCUUCUUGUCCCACAUAGAGAUUUCUCAGGAGACAGAUGAGGUGAUCAGGCACUCCCAUUUCUUUAAGAACUUGCCAUAGUUUGCCGUGGUCGAGACAGUCAAAGGCUUUUGCAUAGUCAAUGAAGCAGAAGUAGAUGUCUUUCUGGAACUCUCUAGCUUUCUCCAUAAUCCAGCACAUGUUUGCAAUUUGGUCUCUGGUUCCUCUGCCUCUUCUAAAUCCAGCUUGCACUUCUGGGAGUUCUCGGUCCACAUACUGCUUGAGCCUUCCUUGUAGAAUUUUAAGCAUAACCUUGCUAGCGUGUGAAAUGAGUGCAAUUGUGUGGUAGUUGGAGCAUUCUUUGGCACUGCCCUUCUUUGGGAUUGGGAUGUAGACUGGUCUUCUCCAAUCUUCUGGCCACUGCUGAGUUUUCCAAACUUGCUGGCAUAUUGAGUGUAGCACCUUAACAGCAUCAUCUUUUAAAAUUUUAAAUAGUUCAGCUGGAAUACCAUCACUUCCACUGGCCUUGUUAUUUGCAGUGCUUUCUAAGGCCCAUUUGACUUCACUCUCCAGGAUGUCUGGCUCAAGGUCAGCAACCACACUACCUGGGGUAUAUGAGACAUCUAUAUCUUUCUGGUAUAAUUCCUCUGUGUAUUCUUGCCACCUCUUCUUGAUGUCUUCUGCUUCUGUUAGGUCCUUACCACUUUUGUCCUUUAUUAUGGUAAUCUUUGUACGAAAUGUUUCUUUCAUAUCUCCAAUUUUCUUGAACAGAUCUCUGGUUCUUCCCAUUCUGUUGUUUUCCUCUAUUUCUUUGCAUUGCUCGUUUAAGAAGGCCUUCUUGUCUCUCCUUGCUAUUCUUUGGAAAUCUGCAUUCAGUUUCCUGUAUCUUUCACUAUCUCCCUCACAUUUUGCUUGCCUUCUCUCCCCCGCUAUUUGUAAGGCCUCAUUGGACAGCCACUUUGCUUUCUUGCAUUUCCUUUUCAUUGGGAUGGUUUUCGUUGCUGCCUCCUGUAUAAUGUUGCGAGCCUCCAUCCAUAGUUCUUCAGGCACUCUGUCCACCAAAUCUAAAUCCUUAAACCUGUUCCUCACUUCCACUGUGUAUUCAUAAGGGAUUUGAUUUAGAUUGUAUCUUACCGGCCCAGUGGUUUUUCCUACUUUCUUCAGUUUAAGCUUGAAUUUUGCUAUAAGAAGCUGAUGAUCUGAGCCACAGUCAGCUCCAGGUCUUGUUUUUGCUGACUGUAUAGAGCUUCUCCAUCUUUGGCUGCAGAGAAUAUAAUCAAUCUGAUUUCGAUGCUGCCCAUCUGGUGAUGUCUAUGUAUAGAGUCGUCUCUUGUGUUGUUGGAAAUGAUGACCAGCUUGUUCUCUUGACAGAACUCUAUUAGCCUUUGCCCUGCUUCGUUUUGAUCUCCAAGGCCAAACUUGCCAGUUGUUCCUUUGAUCUCUUGACUCCCUACUUUAGCAUUCCAAUCCCCUAUAAUGAGAAGAACAUCCUUCUUUGGUGUCACUUCUAUAAGGUAUUAUAAGUCUUCAUAGAAUUGGUCAAUUUCAGUUUCUUCAGCACCAGUAGUCGGUGCAUAAACUUGGAUUACUGUGAUGUUAAAAGGUCUGCCUUGGAUUCGUAUUGAGAUCAUUCUAUCAUUUUUGAGAUUGCAUCCCAGUACAGCUUUCGCCACUCUUUUGUUGACUAUGAGGGCCACUCCAUUUCUUUUACGGGUUUCUUGCCCACAGUAGUAGAUAUGAUGGUCAUCCGAACUGAAUUCACCCAUUCCCGUCCAUUUUAGUUCACUGAUGCCCAGGAUGUCAAUAUUUAUUCUUGCCAUCUCAUUUUUGACCACCUCCAACUUACCCAGGUUCAUGGUUCUUACAUUCCAGGUUCCUAUGCAAUAUUUUUCUUUACAGCAUUGGACUUUCCUUUCGCUUCCAGGCAUAUCCACAACUGAGCGUCCUUUCGGCUUUGGCCCAGCCGCUUCAUCAGCUCUGGAUCUACUUGUACUUGCCCUCCGCUCUUCCCCAGUAGCAUGUUGGACGCCUUCCAACCUGUGGGGCUCAUCUUCCAGCUAUAACUUUUAUAUGCCUGUUGUCUUUGUCCAUGGAGUUUUCUUGGCAGGGAUACUGGAGUGGCUUGCCGGUUCCUCCUCCAGGUGGAUCGCGUUUGGUCAAAACUCUCCACUAUGACCUGUUCAUCUUGGGUGCCCUGCUCGGCAUAGUUCAUAGCUUCUCUGAGCUAUUCAAGCCCCUUCGCCAUGGCAAGGCAGUGACCCACUUAGAGUGAGUUUUAGCACACAUGAAAAACUUAAAACAAAUCCAAAUUUCCUGAUGGAAAUUUCCUGAUGAAUAGUCUUUGGACUAUAAUGUAACUUACCGUAUUUUUUGCUCCAUAACACUCACUUUUUUCCUCCUAGAAAGUAAGGGGAAAUGUCUGUGCGUGUUAUGGAGCGAAUGCCUACGGAUGGCGGGGGGAUCUGCUGCAGUCGUGAGCAGAGGAUCCAUGGUUCCCCUUCCUUCCCUCCUCCGUGGCUCGCUUUGAAACAGCAAAGCAGAAGAAGAGCCGCUGAGUGGGGAGGAGAGAGGGACAGAGAGCCUGCUUGCUUUAAAGGAGCAAAGCGGGAGAGGAGAGGAGCCUUCUCCUCUUAUACCCCUCUUCUGCAUUAUUAGCAGCAUCCUUCUCCACACACCCCACGCGUGCUCCUUGUCCCUUGAGUGCUUUCCCUUCCCUCCCCCCUUAAAACGUGGUUACAAAGCACGGAUCUACAUGGAUCCUCAGGAUUUUUGCACUGGGUCACCCAAAUUCACCAUCAGAUCACAUAGCAUGUCCAUGGCUACAGCUUGCACCCAAAAAAUCAUGCACCCACUAUUGCUUGGGGCCACAGUGGUGCAAAACGUGGUUACAAAGCAUGGAUCCACAUGGAUCCUCAGGAUUUUUGCAUUGGGCUACCCCAAACUCACCGUCAGAUCACGUCUGUGGCCACAGCAUGAACCAAAAAAAUCAUACACCCACUGUUUCGUUUAGAAUAUUUUUUUUCCUUGUUUUCCUCCUCUAAAAACUAUGUGCGUGUUAUGGUCGGGUGCGUGUUAUAGAGCGAAAAAAACGGUAAAUAGAAAACUAUCUUUAGAAAGAUUUUUCCUCCAAAAGCAUUUUAUUUUAAAAAUCCGAUUUAAAUCAAAAAAAUAAUGGAUUUUUAUCCACCCUGCUUUUACCCCAAUCCUUUGGAAGAGGUGUGUGUGUGUGUGUGUGUGUGUGUAGCUCAGCCCAGAGAACUGGUGACGACACAUGAUUCCCAACUCUGUCUUUUUUCCCCUCUCUCGCAGAAAGGCUGGCGGUAUGAAGCGGUGAAGUGGAUGGUGGUUUUUGCCAUUGGAGUCUGCACUGGGAUGGUGAGGGUCCUUGCUAGUUUGCUUCCUCCGGUGAAGGGCAGAUGCAAUGCUAGUCCUACUCAGAGUAGACCCAUUAUAUCCCGUGCUUGUCCUCCACAGAGUAGACCCUGUCUACACUAUACAUUUAAAGCACUAGGAUGCCACUUUAAACAGCCGCAGCUUCGCCUAAAGGAUCCUGGGAACUGAUAUUUGUUAAGAACUACAAUUCCCAGAGUUCCAUGGGGAGAGGGACUGAUUCCUCUCCAUCACACACAUUUUCAACGGGCGUUAUUGCUUUGUGUUUGUUUUAUUAAUAAUGAUGUCAUGGCACGGGGAAGAUGAGUUAUAUGUUAAAUCGCUCUGGGAAUUGUAGUUCCGUGAGGGGGAAUAGGGGGUCUCUGAAUAAUUCUCAGCACCCUUAACAAACUACACCUCCCAGGAUGCUUUGGGGAAAGUAGAACCGUCUGGUUUUUGUGUGGCUUGAACAUAUCCUAGUAUACACGUAUUGAUUUGCCCAUUUUUUUGCCUCUGGACCUGCUCACCACUCAUGUUUGUUUAUUUUUUAUUUUUUUAAAUCUAUUAUUGCAUUAAAUCUUGCAUUUCCUCCAAGGAUCUCAAUGUGAUGUACACGGUUCCACCCCUCUUUCCUUGUUUUAUUCUCAGAACAACCCUUUGAGGCAGGUUAGGCAGAGAGACGGUGACAGGCCUAAGAUUACUUAGCAAGCUUCAUGGCUGAGGGUUGAACCCUGGCCUCCAAGGUCCUAGGCUGGCACUCUGACCACUAUACCACACUUCCAUGCGGCCCCCAGUAGAAUGAAGAACCUUCCCUUUUCUGCUGCAAUGUAAUGGUGCUGGUCUUCUUUUCCUUAACCCCCUCCUCCUCUUCUCCUCUCACAGGUUGGUCUCUUUGUGGACUUCUUUGUACGACUCUUCUCCAGACUCAAGUUCCACAUCGUGCAGAAUUGUAUCCACCUUGGUUUUGUCAUUUCAGUGGUCCCUCUAAUUGAGGCAGUGGCUGGGUUGAACAGGAGAACCCAAGGAAGUAUUUUUGAGAGUUGGUCUGAGAAGCCUCGCUGGCUUCGAUUGAGACACUUGAUUUAUUUGACCUGCCCACGCCACUUAGAUUCAGGAUGGGAAGGAGUAACGAUCACCUAGAGAUGCUUCUUGCAUGUUUGCCAAACUGGGGUAACCCAAUGAGAUCAUCGGUGUUAAAAGAAUAUUUUAUUUUAUUUCUUAAAGCAGUGCAGAUAAAUGAAAAUGAGUUAAGACUGUAAAACCAAACUCAAAAUCAAAAUGCAUGAUGGAAUUAAAAUGUCUCUAUUAGGUGCUGGCAGUUCAGCAGGGAGACGGGGCCUGUCUGACCUCAGCUAGGAAGGACUUCCAUAAAAUAGGGCCCACAGUACUGAACCCAUGAUUCUUGGUGGCUAUGAGCUGUAGAGCACCACUGGCAGCGACUCCCCCAAAGAGUGAGCAGGGAUAUAAGGAUCAGGCGGUCCUUGAGGUAUCCUGGUGUCAGACUUCAGGGAAUUGGCUUCCUUCCCCUUCCCCUAACCCUUUGGCAGUAGAUAAGCAGAACAAAAAGCAGAAAGCAGAGACAUCACCUUGUCGACAAAGGUCCGUAUAGUUAAAGCUAUGGUUUUCCCAGUAGUGAUGUAUGGAAGUGAGAGCUGGACCAUAAAGAGGGCUGAUCGCCAAAGAAUUGAAUUAUGGCGCUGGGGAGACUCUUGAGAGUCCCAUGGACUGCAAGAAGAUCAAACCUAUCCAUUUUUAAGGAAAUCCGCCCUGAGUGCUCACUGGAAGGACAGAUCCUGAAGCUGAGGCUCCAAUACUUUGGCCACCUCAUGAGAAGAGAAGACUCCCUGGAAAAGACCCUGAUGUUGGGGAAGAUGGAGGGCACAAGGAGAAGGGGACAACAGAGGACGAGAUGGUUGGAUAGUGUUCUCAAAGCUACCAGCAUGAGUUUGACCAAACUGCGGGAGGCAGUGGAAGACAGGAGUGCCUGGCGUGCUCUGGUCCAUGUGGUCACGAAGAGUCGGACACGACUAAACGACUAAACAACAAGAACAAAAAGCAGAACAAAGGAAAGGAGCUUUCUUACCAGUUAGAAAGAAACUUUAAUGAUCACAGCGAGAGAACAAAGAAUCCAUUUUCUAGGAACGGCGGUGCUCCCAAUUAAGGGUCCCACCCACUUCCUCCCUAGUCACCCGCUUCACUUCCACAACUUGUAACCUGAUCUUGCAACCGCUGUGCUUUCUGCGCUGCCACCUUAUCUGCCCUCGACCCUGGGCUGAGCGGCUGGACGCUUUCCAGCGACAUUGAGUCUGUUAACUCUCUCUCUCUCUCCCAGUUCUUCCUCUCCUAGCUGUUCCCCACCCAGUACUUCCCAGCUUCUGCCUUCUGAACUAUGUCCCUCUGCAAACCACUGUUCCAAAUCUAUACUACUUCUCUGCUCCUGGGAAGAUUCAGGAUCCUGAUCAGGGGGAGAGGAGGCUCCCACCAUUCCUCCUCAGAGCAGCCCUCCUCAGCACGGUCCCUGGCACAUGGACAUGAGUUUCUGAGGGCCUUGUAAAUUAAUGCAAGGAACUUUAACCUUGCCCACUAGCAUGUGGAGAGAUGGUGCACACUUUGGAGCACUAAGGUUACAUGCUGGUAAGUCUGUCCCACACAGCACUUUGCAUCAGCUGCAGCCUCCACCCCAGCCCAAGGAAAGCCCCUGCAGCAAUUGAGUUUUGAAGUUGGGGAACCUCUGACCCAGAGGCCAUAUUCGGCCUUCCAGGUCCCUCUGUGCCCUCGAACCCUGAUAAUGUUUCUGGUUUGCCUGGAUGGAGGAAAGAGAAGUGUCGCAAGAUUGUGUGUAGAAACUAGGUAGGGGUAAAGGGACCCCUGACCAUUAGGUCCAGUCGUGGCCAACUCUGGGGUUGUGGCGCUCAUCUCGCUUUACUGGCCGAGGGAGCCGGCGUACAGCUUCCGGGUCAUGUGGCCAGCAUGACUAAGCCGCUUCUGGUGAACCAGAGCAGCGCACGGAAAUGCCGUUUACUUUCCCGCUGGAGCGGUACCUAUUUAUCUACUUGCACUUUGAUGUGCUCUCGAACUGCUAGGUUGGCAGGAGCAGGGACCGAGCAACGGGAGCUCACCCCGUCACGGGGAUUCGAACCGCCGACCUUCUGAUCGGCAAGUCCUAGGCUCUGUGGUUUAACCCACAGCGCCCCCCGCAUCCUGUGUAGAAACCAGCCUACCAUAAAAAGGUAAAAUGCACAUUGGUUGCUCAGCCGACUUCUGCCUCUGGCCCUGCCCGGCAUGUGGCCCCUAGGAGCUUGCCCAGAAGGGAGUGCGGCCCUCAGACUGAUUUACAAGUUCCUUGCCCCUGUAAUGUGGGCAGGCUGGCCGUGCCCGUUUCUGUGGCUCUGUUCCUGAAGCAGCAUAGGUUGAAGCAGUUGUUCUUUGCCGAUAAAUAGGAACUCUUGUUGCAUAGGUCAGCUGGGAUAAAGCAGAGAGGUCUUCCCAGGCUGGCUGCAUCCGUUUCCUUGACUCUCGCCCUGCAGCGGUGGAGGAGUGCAGCGAGAAAGGCUGCCUUGCAGUGUCCCUGCUGGAGCUCCUCGGCUUUAACCUGACCUUCAUCUUCCUGGCCAGCCUCCUCGUCUUGAUCCAGGUAAUACGGGGCAGCCAGCUGGGCUGAAAAGUUCUCCAGUGUGCAGAAUUUUCUAUAGGCCAGUCUUCCCACAUGAACCUGAGUUAAGUCAUUUUUGGGAAAAGGGAAAGAACUUUCCAUUCUCUACUUUGCAAAAAGAAAAAAGAAAAGGUUUCUUGCCUGGUUGCCUCCCAUCUGUUCUUGCUCACCCUAGCCAACCAGGCAGAUAGUUACAGAGCAGGCAUGGGGAGCAUUUGGCCCUCUAGAUAUUGCUGAAUGGCAACUCCCAUCAUCCCUGGCCAUUGGGUACAUUUGCUGAGGCUGAUGGGAGUUGUAGUUCAGCAACAUCUGGAGGGUCAGAGGUUACCUACACCUGAACUACAAGCAUGGACUAAAACUAAGGGAUUUGAGCAACCUUUUUAACCAACACAUUUCUCUGGAAAGCUAUUGAGGCAUGUCUUGGGCCAAGCCUAGUCUUCAGAAUUACUAUUACUAUUAUUUUAUUUGUAUUCCGUCUAUCUGGUUAGUUUGCUCCAGCUACUCUGGGUGGCUUCCAACAUAUAUAAAAGCAUAACAAAACAUCAAACAUUAAAAGCUUCCCUAAACAGGACUGCCUUCAGAUGUCUUCUAAAAGUUGUGUAGUUCUUUAUCUCCUUGGCAUCUGAUGGGAGGGCGUUCCACAGUGAGGGCGCCACUACCGAGAAGGCCCUCUGCCUGGUUCCUGUAACCUCACUUCUUGCAGGGAGGGAACCGCCAGAAGGCCCUUGGAGCUGGACCUCAGUGUCCGGGCUGAAUGAUGGGGGUGGAGAUGCUCCUUCAGGUAUGCUGGGCUGAGGCCGUUUAGGAAUUUAAAGGUGAGCACCAACACUUUGAAUUGUGCUCCUAAAGGAUUCAAGAACACCACUUGUGCCAUUAUAAGUACAUUUGUGGGUCAGACAUAUGAACCUCCUUUAAUUCAUAUUUUGCCUGGGUCUCGAGCAUUACGCCGCCUUAUUCAUUUAGAAGAUUAAUACGCCAUUUGAUCAAAGAGCUUGCCAACAAAAUGGUAAAAUGAAACCUGGCUAAAAUCCACAAACCAGUUAAAAACAAACAAGGCCUAAAACCACCAUCAUUAAAAAGACAAACAAACCAAAAUCAAUAACACUUGAAAAAAACCACAUAUAGAUACAUAGGGAUAUAGGCAGCCAUCUUAUACUGAGGUUCCUGUGGUCCAAUCCAGUUCAGCCUUGGCUCCCUGACUGGCAGCGAUUCUCCAGGGUUUCAGACUGGGCUCUCUGUCCCAGCCCUACCUUAAAAAGCCUGGAUUUAAAUCUGGGCCCUUCUGUGUGCAAAGCAGGUGAUGUGCGGCUGAGCUUUGGUCCUUCCCCUAAAGAAAACCCAAGAUCCUAGUCCUCAUGAUUCUGAACAGAGGGCUGAUUUAAAUAGAAACCUAGGAAGCUCAUCAUACUGAGUCAGACCACUGGUCUACCCAGCUCUUUGUUCUCUACACUGGCACUCUAGGGAUUUCGGCAAGGGUUACCCCCAGCCUUACCUGGAGGUUGCUCCCAGGGAUUGAGCCUGGGACCUUCCACAUGCAAAGCAUGUGCUCUGCUCCUGACCUGUAGUCCUUCUCCUUUCAGCCUGUGGCUGCUGGUUCUGGGAUUCCGGAGAUCAAAUGCUACUUGAACGGAGUGAAGGUCCCUGGGAUUGUUCGCCUCCGGACUCUGGUGUGCAAAGCUCUCGGGGUGCUCUUCAGCGUCGCUGGAGGUAAGAGGGGACCUGUCCCCUGUGGGAUUCUGCUCCCACCUGCAUGACACUUUUUAUGCUGUCUCUUAUCCUUCCAGCUCCCAGAUCUUGGCUUUUAUAGAGAACUCACCUACCUGUCUUUUUUUCCCCAGGUCUCUUUGUAGGGAAGGAGGGUCCCAUGAUCCACAGCGGUGCUGUGGUAGGAGCCGGUCUCCCUCAGGUGAGUGCCAGCAGAGGUGGUGUCUUGCCAAAUGCCAGGUGGCUCAUUUAAUGAGAUUCAGAAGCAAUACAAACACAAGUGAGUGAGAAGAUUAAAGAUUUUAUUCUGAACAGCAAGCAUUAUAUACAUUACCAAGCAAGCACUUUGAUCUGCCACUGGGAAGCCCUCAAGAAGUGGUGAAGUGACUCCCAGGUAAUCCUCCGGCUAUGAGUUCGUACACAAGCUUCACAAAGAACUAUGCCCCCAAACCAUCCGAUUUAUAGAUACUAACUUGUUAGCCUACGUGCCUUGCCUGACUAGCUAGUGCAGAUUAUUUAUUAGCCGCCCCCUCUUCCAAUACUGCACGGUCCUCCAAACAACAACAACAACAACAAUAAUAAUAUAUAAUAAUAUUAAUUUAUUAUUUGUACCCCACCCAUCUGGCUGGGUCCCUCCAGCCUCUCUGGGCGGCUUCCAACAAAACACUAAAAUACAAUAACUUAUUAAACAUUCAAAGCUUCCCUAAACAGGGCUACCUUUAGAUGUCUUCUAAAAGUUGGGUAGUUAUUUUUCUCUUUGACAACUGGUGAGAGGGCGUUCCACAGGGCGGCUGCCACAACCGAGAAGGCCCUCUGCCUGGUUCCCUGUAACUUGGCUUCUCGUAGCGAGGGAACCGGCAGAAGGCCCUCGGCGCUGGACCUCAGUGUCCGGGCAGAACGAUGGGGGUGGAGACUCUCCUUCAGGUAUACUGGGCCGAGGCCGUUUAGGGCUUUAAAGGUCAGCAGCAACACUUUGAAUUGUGCUCGGAAACGUACUGGGAGCAGUGUAGGUCUUUUAAGACCGGUGUUAUAUGGUCACGGCGGCUGCUCCCAGUCACCAGUCUGGCUGCCGCAUUCUGGAUUAAUUGUAGUUUCUGGGUCACCUUCAAAGGUAGCCCCACAUAGAGCGCAUUGCAGUAGUCCAAGCGGGAGAUAACCAGAGCAUCCCUAACAUUAAAGAAGGUCAGAAGGUACCCUGCAUUAUCACUUCUUCCUUCCACCAGAUUAUACAUUAAAGGCUGCUAUCAGCCAUCAAAGAACUUUAACGAGAUAGAGAGGGGAAGUAAACAAAGGCAGGAAGUAAACGGGCAGGAAGAGAUGACCAUGUCAGAUCACUAAAUGCAUCGAAAUUACAAAUAUCUUCCGGAUAGAAUGCCCAUACAGGUGGUCAGUCUGUGCCCAUUUCUGAGCUUGCAACAGGGAUUCCCUGCAGGCUUUCAUGUCUCUUGUGAGAGCUUAGAGACUUGACCCUUUUCAAGAUUCCAAGAAGUGGAACUCUGUUCUUAGAAUUCUGUCUCAUGAAUUUGUGCUUGCCUCUAAGGACCUGAGCUCUCUUCCUAGUUCAUUUACUGUGAUUUGUGUGUGUGUCCUCAAAGGGGAUCACUGUUUAUAUGCAGAGCACGGUCUACAGUAAUUGUGUGUGUUUGUAUCCGUAUUGUUCAGCUUCUGAGUUGUUCUUUCUCUCUUUCUCUGCCCAGUUCCAGAGCAUCUCUUUGAGGAAGAUCCAGUUCAACUUUCCCUAUUUUCGCAGCGAUAGGUACAUUACCAAAUCAUGGUGGGGAUGUGGUGGUGGUGAUUUCAAAUGUUCUAUCUUAAGAGGUGCAUACCUGUGGUUUAUGCCACGCUUGGGCAAGGAGGAAAGUGGGUGUACUGAUGGCGAAUCACUGGCUAGUUUCUGGAGAAAACCUGAUUCACAUUUAAAGGAGAGAGCAAUUCUUACAUGCUCAUGGGAACUGGCGCUCACAGUCAAAGAAGUUGGGUCUAACGUGUAUUCAUCAGCUGACAAAUGUUGGUUAAAUCCUGCACAGCUUGGCUGUGCAUUGCCUGUUCCCCAGCUGCAAACAGGCACCUGCAGCCCAAAGCACACCACGGGGCUGCUUGAAAGCCCUUUUGCAAACAGCCUUGCUCUGCUCUUUGAACUUCCAGAUUUCCAGAGCCCCACGCUGCACUUUGAAGUCCCAACGAUUGGGGCUUCAAAGCACACUGCUCCCUGAUUUCACUAUGAUGUGAGUGAUGGAUCCCGUCCCCCCGAGCCAAAAAGGUUCCCUGUCCCUGCCCCAGCCUCUUUUGUUAAGAAACAUCUCCUAAGAAAAGCUCACUAAGCGUGUGAAAGCUUUAAAUGGAAUGCGAGACUCUGGCGACUUUAUACAAGUGCUUACCUUUCUAUUACCUUUUUCACUACAAUUCCAUGACAGAGCAUUCUCCACUAACACAUAAAAAGUUGUGGGAUAAUGCAUUUCACUAAUGACAACGUUUAUAUCCUACUUCUGGCAUGCGUUCCUGCAACAUUUAAGUGUGAUUGGAAACCAAUCAAAACAUCUCCCAAUUUCUCCCUCAAUUUUUCUCUUUUCCUAGGGACAAGAGGGAUUUUGUGUCUGCUGGAGCUGCUGCUGGGGUGGCCGCAGCCUUUGGGGCCCCAAUUGGUGGCACACUCUUCAGCCUCGAAGAGGGCUCUUCCUUCUGGAACCAGGGCCUGACGUGGAAAGUGGUGAGGCCCUAAAGGGAUGAUUUAUCACAAGUUACUGGUUGAAAAAUGAGUUUGUACUGAAAAUGAGUCUCUGGGAGGAAGACUAUACCAAAUCUUUUAGGUAGGGCUGUCUCUGAAGAUGGUUCGGAAACUUCAGCUGGUGCAGAAUUCAGCGGCCAAGUUGCUCACCGGAGCAAGUUGGUUUGAGCAUAUUACACCAAUCCUGGUCUGAGUGCACUAGCUACAAAUUAGUUUCCAGGCCCAGUUCAAAGUGCUGGUUUUGAUCUAUAAAGCCUUAAACGGCUCAGGACCGCAAUACCUCAAGGACCGCCUCUUUCCAUAUGAACCUACCUGAACCCUGAGAUCACCUUCUGAGGCCCUCCUUCACAUGCCUCCUCCUCAAGAGGGCCAGAGGGUGGCAACACGAGAACGGGGCCUUCUCUGCAGUGGCUCCCUGUCUGUGGAAUGCUCUCCCCAGGGAAGUUCACAUGGCACCUUCAUUAUACACCUUUAUGCGCCAGGCAAAAACGUUCCUUUUUAACCAAGCCUUUGGUUGACUUGAUUGACAUCCUAUGCCCUUUAAAAACGUUGUGGCUUUUUUGGAGGGGGGUUGUUAUUAGAUUGUCGUUUUUAUUCUGAUUAUGUAUGCUGUGAUCUUUUCUGUGAUCUGCCCUGAGACCUCAGGGUAUAGGCACCACCCCUUUUCAAAUGCCACCUUCUCUCUCUCUCUCCUUCCCCAGCUCUUUUGUUCUAUGUCUGCCACCUUCACUCUGAACUUCUUCCGCUCUGGGAUCCAGUUUGGAAGUUGGGGUUCCUUCCAGCUCCCGGGAUUGCUGAAUUUUGGGGAAUUCAAGGUAGGUAUCGCUUGACAUAAAACGAUACGUGGCACGGAGAAAUUGGAGCAAGGAAGGUUUUUUCCCCUUGUAACAUUAGACCUCAUGGGUAUCCUGUAGGAAUGAUCGCUGGGUGUGGAGCACACUCCCCACCCGCGGGCGGCCUCAGUUGCUUGCACGCAUGACCUUGGGGUGUCGGGCACACUCCCCCUCAUAGAUAAAGCCACAGCUGCCGGAACAUCUUGCCCUCUGUCUAACCUUUUGCGAUCUCAGUAGUCUGCCGUGUCCCGUCUGUGACCUUUGUCUCCUUCGUCAUACACUCAACAAGGGGAAAAUGAUGCGGUGGAAACAGGUGCCAAAAUAACUUUGUACCACCCCACGAUCUUGGGACUGGAAGAUGUGUAAAGGUCACAGCCCAAAAUGUAUCUGCCUGGGUUUGCAUAUUGUGUCAAUAAAAGGAGCUUCCACAGAGCUGGCCGGCAGCUUGCUUGCAGCUCAGCUGUGCGCAGCUCACCUGCAUUAUCAACUCCUGCCUCAUGUCCCUCACUUCAGUAUCCAAUGGAAGAUCUGUAACAGAUAAACAAAAGCCCUUCACACAGCACAUAGUUAAACUAUGGAACUCACUCCUGCAGGAGGCAGUGAUGGUCACCGACUUGGGCAGCUUUGAAAGAGGAUUAGAGAAAUUCAUGGAGGAGAAGGCUAUCAAUAGCUACUAGCCAUGAUUUCUGUGCUCUGCCACCAUGAUUGGAGGCAGUCAUGGUCCUGAAGACCAGUUGCUGGAAACCACAGGAGGGGAGAGUAUGCUUGCUCUCGGGUCCUGUUUGUGGACAUCUGAUUGGCCAGUGUGAGAGCAGGAUGCUAGACUAGAUGGGCCACUGGCUGGCUCCAGAGGGUCCUUAACAACAAUUUUAUUAUUUAUACCUCAUCCUGUUGGCUAUUUGCAGAUUAGUUGCGCUGCAGAAAGCGUGCUGGGGAGACCACACAUUUCAAGAAACGCAAAAGUAACUUUUGCUAGGUUUUAAUAACAAAAACAAAAAGCACCUUUUACACUAAAUUACAAUAUAUCAGUAAGCAUGACCCAUUCACCAGGGUACUGAGAGAGCUACAUGCUGCUCUUUACAUACCAUACCCAACAGAUUAAUAAACAUAACCUAACAGCACCUGCUAUACUUCUUCACAGCUGUAAAACUAGGUCAUGUUAUUUGCUCUGGCCUUUAAAGAAAUACACAUCUUGUGGAACAAUAAUGAACCUUCAAAUUUAAAGAGACCAUUCAACACACCCAUCUGGCUAGGUUUCCCCAGCCACUCUGGGCAGCUCCCAACAGAAUAUUAAAAACACAAUAAAACGUCAAACAUUAAGAACUUCCCUAAACAGGGCUGCCUUCAGAUGUCUUCUAAAAAUCAGAUAGUUGUGUAUUUCCUUGACAUCUGAUGGGAGGGUGUUCCACAGGGCAGGCACCGCUGCCGAGAAGGCCCUCUAUCUGGUUCCCUGUAACCUCGCUUCUCACAGGGAGGGAACCACCAGAAGGCCCUCGGUGCUGGACCUCAGUGUCCAGGCUGAACGCUGGGGGUGAAGAUGCUCCUUCGGGUAUACAGGGCCGAGGCCGUUUAGGGCUUUAAAGUUAGGUUCUUAUUAGAAACAGUGCAGUUAUUAAAAGUGGCCAUGAAAAUUAACAGCAUGUCAGUACAUAAAGCACAGGCUGUCACUAGCCUUUGCAGAAAGAAAUGAGCAUAACUUACUAGCAACCCAGAGUGAGGCUUUAAAAUAACAUGACAUGGUUAACAAGCAAGCGCUUGUGAAAGUGACAUGGAGUGGAAAACCCAUCCCUUUAGCCCAAAAAAGAGGUUGCGUCCUCUUUUUUCACUGUGCCCCUGCUUCUUGAUUUCCCCCCCUCCUUGAAGCAUAAAAUGAAACGGCCACACCUGCCUCAUUUUCUCCCCGUUGACUCACCUGUUUCCCUUCCUUUCGACUCCACUCCCUCUAGUGCCCGGAAUCUGACAAAAAAUGCCACCUGUGGACGGCCGUCGACUUGGGCUUCUUCAUCCUGAUGGGGAUCUUGGGCGGCCUCCUGGGGGCUACCUUCAACUGCAUCAACAAGAGGCUUGCGAAGUACCGCAUGCGGAACGUCCACCCCAAGCCCAAGUUGGUCAGGUACCUGCCCCCUUUACCCUGCCUGUCAUUGUCGUCUUCUUGUUCUGCUGCUGCUGCUGCUGUGUGCGUGUGUUUGCCAGACUGUUAGUGAAGAAGGGGGUCAGGGUUGGGAGCCUUGACACAUAUUGGAUGUGAUGCAGGGUCAGUGGUCGGGGGGCGUAGCCUAGGGAGGGUCUCCCAAGGGCCAGAUAGGAAGGCCUAGGGAGCCACAUCUGGUGUCCUCCAGAUGUUUGGAACUACAUCUCCCAUUUCCCCUCUCCUGGACUACCUUGGGACAACCUGUUGCGGGGAUUUCUGUGGCAUCCCCGGGGUGGGAUCGGUGGUGGGCGGCAGCAGUGUGGAAGGAAGGGCGGCAGCAGCGAGCGGUUCUGAGCCACCGAAUUCCCUUGCACGCUUCUCUUGCCUCUUCUCGCUUGCAGAGUCUUGGAGAGCCUGCUGGUGUGUCUAACGACCACCCUUGUGGUGUUUGUCGCUUCCAUGGUUCUAGGGGAAUGCCGGCCGCUGUCUUCCACCAACCACGGGGGCAACAGCUCUUUCGGCCUGCAGGUAAGAGCGAGAGCCGCAGGCCCUUUCCUUGAAGAGAGGCGUAAAAAUGAUGGCAAUGAACACAUUCCUCUGCCCUUAGUUUUAAGUGCACAUCCCUCGGUCCCUCUACUACCAAUGCUCAGUGUGUGAGUGCCGUUCCUUUUUUAUUUUAUUUUUGUUUUUAUUUUUAUUUUCCCCCCAAUUUUUUUUAUUGAUUUUCCAAAUUUUUUUCCCAAACAAACAAACAAACAAAAAUCUCAACCAUAUUAAAACCAAACUUAGUAACAUUGUUAAGUGACUUCCUCGUAUCCCCCUGGUUGAAUUUCAGUGUAUAUCAUUUUAACGGUUUUCAAAAACCAAUAUUCUUAUAAAAUUAACUUAAUCACUUAACAUUUUUCUUUCUUUCCAAUUCCGCAUUAAACAUAUUAAUUCAUCCUUUUUUAUUUUAUUUUUAACUGUUGCUGUCUUGUUACGGGUUAGGAUUCUUCAUCUGAUGAAGUGAAUUCCAGCAUUAAGACAUUCUUCUGCCCAAACGACACUUACAACGACAUGGCAACCCUUUUCUUUAACCCUCAGGAGUCUGCCAUCCUGCAGCUUUUCCACCAGGAGGGUGAGUGGUCGCUGUGAGGAACCCAGAGGGCAUGCUGGCAGAGCAGCGAAAAAGGCUGCUGCUGGCUUCUUGAAAACCACACCCUGGAUAUUUUUGGGUGCUCAGGCUGUGAGUGUCAUUGUAGCCAAAAGGGGGGACGGGACCAAUGCACAGCAUCAUCCAUGCCCAAGAGGAAGGAUUCACAGGUGGGGGUUUUGUGGGGAGAACCCCAAGGAUUGUAAAAGCAUAAAAUAUUCAGGGAAAUACCAUAUUUUUUGCUCUAUAAGACUCACUUUUCCCCUCCUGAAAAGUAAGGGGAAAUGUGUGUGCGUCUUACGGAGCGAAUGCAGGCUGCGCAGCUAUCCCAGAAGCCAGAACAGCAAGAGGGAUUGCUGCUUUCGCUGCAUAGCGAUCCCUCUUGCUGUUCUGGCUUCUGGGAUUCAGAAUAUUUUUUUUCUUGUUUACCUCCUCCAAAAACUAGGUGCAUCUUGUGGUCUGGUGCGUCUUAUAGAGCGAAAAAUAUGGUAAUUCUCAGGCAGAAUACCCCAAAAUAGCACAAGGAGGACCAACAGGAUUCUGGCUAGCUGAGAAGUAGUGGGGUUGUCAUGGCUGACUCUACACUGCAACAUCUCCCAUUAGUUUUGUUUUUCAGCUCUUGUUUUAUCUAUUAAACUUCCUAUUGGACAGCCGCUGCUGUUACUUACUGUUUACUAGACUAGUACUUUAUCUUAACAACUUACUGGGCGUUAUACAUAAAGCAGAGCUGCUAUUAAUCAGCUAGAUGAGUAGCCUUACAGUGGUACCUCUGGUUACGAACUUAAUUCGUUCCAGAGGUCCGUUCUUAACCUGAAACUGUUCUUAACCUAAGGUACCACUUUAGCUAAUGGAGCCUCCUGCUGCCACCGCAACGCCAGCAUGCGAUUUCUGUUCUCAUCCUGAGGUAAACUUCUUAACCCGUAGUACUACUUCCGGGUUAGCAGAGUCUGUAACCGGAGGUGUUUGUAACCUGAGGUACCACUGUACUACUAAUUCACUAGCAUACAGACUUAUUGUGUCAAGAAGAGCUACCAUUGCUACUGUGGAUUUACUAGACUAUUGGAGUUGCUAGUAACUUACAUAUACCGUAGAUUCCAGCGUAUUAGGCGACUGGGCAUAUUAGAUGAUCCCCCAAAUUGGCAGCUGCAAUUUGGGGAUUUGUCUUAUAAGCCCAGUUGCCUAAUAUGCCGGGCAGCUCCACGUCAGGAGAAAGCCGCCCAGCGCGGAGCUGAGUCCGCUGCCCGCUGCUGCUGCUACCCGGUGUAUAAGACGACCCCUGACUUUUUAACCUCUUUUCCGGGGUUAAAAAGUUGUCUUAUACGCUGGAAUCUACGGUAAUGUCCAGUGAGUCUGUAAGCUAGUGAAGCAGAACUGCCGUGGACCGCCCUAGAACAGCUCUUCUGAAAGUUAGGAUUUUGUCGCCACGGCAGUACCACCUGUGUCCACUUGCGGGUGCUCUCAGUCCACAUACAUAUUCACAUACACACAGAGACUUUACCAAAUCCUUGGGUAAUAGCUGAUCAAGGCUGAAGAUAAUGGCAGGGAAUGGCAGGUGGUGUGAAUGAUACCCUUUCUGCAAUUUUUUACAAGGGAACGGAAGGUAACUGUGCUGGUACACACUUGAAUAUAGGAGAGAGGGAUCAAGAAGAACUUAAGAAGCUUUUCUUCUCAUGAGCAAAAACUGCUUUUUAGAAGCUCACAAUUGAGAUGGGGUCAUUGAGAAGGCUGAUCUGGAGAUAGGUAGGCACAGUUACCAAUAAAACAUUGCAAUUUUCAGGGCAAGAUUUGGGUGUCUGUCUUUUGCCCAGAGCAGAGAAUGUUUCCGGGGCAAUUUCUCACAGAGCCUUACAUAGGACCCUCUCCCACCUGACUCCAGGGAUUUAGAAAACAAAACCAAAUGCUCGUCCUUAUAUAGAAGGGUCUGGGGAACACCUGAGGGUCCCCCGGAAGUUGCUGGGCUCUAGUGGGAAGGGUACGAUAGGUGCUGGACUCCUGACACCAUAUGAGGCCCUGAAUGUUCUCCAGACCUCCUGUGGAGCGAUAAACGCCCAGUAUUGAAAUAACCUGAGUGCCUUGGGAUGGCUUCUGUGGGUGGGAGUCUUCUUGGGGCGGCAAAGCUCUUGCUGAAAGGGGCAUGGCCUUUUACUUCAGUGGGCGGGACUCCCGCUGGCUGCCACUUAAACCGCCUCUUUCCCCAGCCACUCAGAAUAACCGGAGUGCUGUAAGACGGCUUCUGUGGGCAGGGUGCUUCUUUUGGGGCAGGGGGAAGAGCUCUUCCUGACUGGGACGUGGCCUCUCGUGUCAGUGGGCGGGGCUCCUGCGGGCUGCCACCCAAGCCUCUUUCCCUGUUGUCUUUGCAGGUACCUUCAGCCCAGUCACCCUCUCCCUGUUCUUCCUCCUCUAUUUCCUCCUUUCCUGCUGGACUUAUGGGAUUUCUGUGCCCAGCGGCCUCUUUGUCCCGUCGCUGCUUUGCGGGGCUGCCUUCGGACGCCUGGUGGCCAACCUCCUCAAAAGGUGCCUCCUCUGCUUCGCGCAUGGCGCUACGGGGCAGGACCCCCCUCCCUCUCUCCCCAGACCCUCCCUGCUUGUCUCCACUGCAUCCUGACACCCUCCGACUUGUCUUCUCUCCCCUAGUUACAUUGGCCUGGACCACAUCUACUCGGGGACCUUUGCCCUGAUCGGGGCAGCUGCCUUCCUGGGAGGGGUGGUGCGCAUGACAAUCAGCCUCACCGUCAUCCUGAUCGAGUCCACGAACGAGAUCACUUACGGGCUCCCCAUCAUGAUCACGCUUAUGGUGAGCCUCUUAGCAGCGGCACCGAAUCUUCCAACGGCUAGCGCAAUUGCAAAGCUAAGCAGGGUUUGGUACAGUUUCAAAUUGGAUGGGGGACUGUGUGUUGGGAUACUUGCAUUGGAGGGGGUUGGAUUCAAUGACCCUUGGGAUCCCUUCCAGUUCUAUGAUCCUCCACUACCACCCCGUGGAGCUACAUCGGCAGUUGUGCCAAGCCCCUUUGUAGGUGCGGUUUGCAUCAGACCACAGAUUGACAAAAUGAGGGUUGCUAGACAGAAAGCCUCCUCAGCUACCCUGAGGACUUCGCAGUGCAGAACUCCCUAAUUCAGAAAUGAACUGGCAACCACUGUAGGUGCUUUAAAAUGGCUUCUAUGAGAUCUAGAAGCGACGCGGGUAGCACUGUGCUCUAAACCACUGAGCCUCUUGGGCUUGCUGAUCAGAAGGUUGGCGGUUCGAAUACCCACGACGGGGUGAGCUCUCAUUGCUCGGUCCCAGCUCCUGUCAACCUAGCAGUUCGAAAGCACGUCAAAGUGCGAGUAGAUAAAUAGGUACCACUGGUGGGAAGGUAAAUGGCGUUUCUUUGAUCUCUGGCUUCCAUCACAGUUUCCUGUUGUGCCAGAAGCGGUUUAGUCCUGCUGGCCACGUGACCCGGAAAGCUGUCUGUGGACAAAUGCCGGCUCCCUCGGCCUGAAAGCGAGAUGAGCGCCACAACCCCAUAGUUGCCUUUGACUGGACUUAACCGUCCAGGGCUCCUUUACCUUUACCUUAUAUGAGAUCUCAAGGGAGCUCCAGCCAGCAGUCUGGCCAUUGUGAAAACCAAUGGAGGUUUCCAAGUCGUCUCCAAGGUCUUCCCCGUGUAGAACGCAUUGCUGUGGUCUAAUCUGGAGGUUUUUCUCGUGUGUAGGAGCUUCUUGUACCAGCUCCUCAUCCUUCUCUUUCCAGGUAGCCAAAUGGACUGGAGACCUCUUCAACAAGGGUAUCUACGACAUCUACGUCAACUUGCGAGGGGUGCCACUUCUCGAGUGGGAAACCAAGGCAGAAAUGGACAAGUCAGUCCCCGAUUUCAACAAUCUUUAAGUUGUCCUGUGUUAAAAUUGCUUGCUCUCUGUGCAUGCGUGUGUGUGCAACUCUCAAGCAUGCUUCUUUCUGAUGUUCCCCAGGCUGAGAGCCAGCGACAUAAUGGAACCCAACCUGAUGUACGUUUACCCCCACACCCGAAUCCAGUCCCUCGUGAGCAUCUUGCGCACGACGGUUCACCACGCCUUCCCGGUGGUGACCGAAAACCGGGCGUACGAGAGGGAGUUCAUGAAGUGGGACCAGCUGAUCAGCAACAACAUCAAGUUCAAGGUGUGUUCCGGCGCGGAGUUCCUUGUGGGGAAUAAAUGGAGUGCUUUUGUUGAGUAUGGCAGCACCUAGAUCUUUGGAACUCCCUGCCCAUUGGUAUGAGGCAGGUUGGACUAGAUGCGUUCCCUUACAACUCUACAACUCGCAUGAUUCUCGUGGUUCAGUCAUACCUUGGGUUGAAUAUGCUCCAUGUUGAGCGUAUUUGAGUUGCGCUCUGCAGCAACCCGGAAGUAACGGAGCGCAUGCGCAGACGCAGAUGCUCAAAAUGACGUCAUGCUCAGAAGCGGCGAAAAGCGACACGUGUGCGUGCAGACGUGCUGUUGCUAGUUUCAUUUGCUUCUGGAUGUGAACGGGGGUCCGGAACGGAUCCCAUUCGCAUCCUGAGGUACCACUGUAUUAAUUCCUCGGCCACCCAGUGCCUAAUAAUAAUAAUAAUAAUAAUCAUAAUAAUUUAUUAUUUAUACCCCGCCCAUCUGGCUGAGUUUCACCAGCCACUCUGGGCGGCUCCCAAUCAAGUAUUAAAAACAAUAUAGCGUUAAAUAUUAAAAACUUCCCUGAACAGGGCUGCCUUCAGAUGUCUUUUAGGAUAGCUACUUAUUUCCUUCACAUCUGAAGGGAGGGUGUUCCACAGGGUGGGCGCCACUACUGAGAAGGCCCUCUGUCUGGUUCCCUGUAACCUUACUUCUCGCAAUGAGGGAACCGCCAGAAGGCCCUUGGCGCUGGAUCUCAGUGUCCGGGCUGAACGAUGGGGGUGGAGACGCUCCUUCAGGUAUACAGGACCGAGGCCGUAUAGGGCUUUAAAGGUCAGCACCAACACUUUGAAUUGUGCUCGGAAACGUACUGGGAGCCAAUGUAGGUCUUUCAAGACCGGUGUUAUGUGGUCUCGGCGGCCGCUCCCAGUCACCAGUCUAGCUGCCCCGUUCUGGAUUAGUUGUAGUUUCUGGGUCACCUUCAAAGGUUGCCCCACGUAGAGCGCAUUGCAGUAGUCCAAGCGGGAGAUUACCAGAGCAUGCACCACUCUGGCGAGACAGUCUGUGGGCAGAUAAGGUCUCAGCCUGCGUACCCAAUGGAGCUGGUAAACAGCUGCCCUGGACACAGAUUUGACCUGUGCCUCCAUGGACAGCUGUGAGUCCAAAAUGACUCCCAGGCUGCGCAUCUGGUCCUUCAGGGGCACUGUUAGCCCAUUCAGGACCAGGGAAUCCCCCACACCCGCCUGCCCCCUGUCCCCCCAAAACAGUACUUCUGUCUUGUCAGGAUUCAGUCUCAAUCUGUUAGCCGCCAUCCAUCCUCCAACCGCCUCCAGGCACUCACACAGGACCUUCACCGCCUUCACUGGUUCUGAUUUAAAGGAGAGGUAGAGCUGGGUGUCAUCUGCAUAUUGAUGAACACCCAGCCCAAACCCCCUGACGAUCUCUCCCAGCGGCUGGAUGUUGAAAAGCAUGGGGGAGAGGACAGAACCCUGAGGCACCCCACAAGUGAGAGCCCAGGGGUCUGAACACUCAUCCCCCAGCACCACUUUCUGGACACGGCCCAGGAGAAAGAGGAAUGUUUUUCAAAUUCCAUUUGGAAGUCAGUAACGAUAGACGUGAUGAAACAGUGGCGGUUUAUUUUUGCCAGAAAUCCAGCAUCCUCACCCGGGCCGGCGAGCAGCGUAAACGCAGCCAGUCCAUGAAGUCCUACCCAUCCAGCGAGCUUCGCAACGUCUGUGACGACCACAUCGCGACGGAGGAGCCUCCGGAGACAGAGGACAUGUUGCAGCAGAUGCUGGAGCGGAGGUGAGCAAACACAGAACAGGACCGGGGGGGGGGGGGGGGCAUCUCUUUCAGGCUGAGUGCAACAUUCCUUAAAAAAUUUAUUUGGUUUUCCAAAUUAAAGUUUUACAGUCAAAGAUAUACAACAUAUAAAUCAGAUUCCAAGGAAUCUCCUGGACUUCCCUCCUCCCCUUUGUGGGUCCUGUUAUUAAUCAUUUCCUCCUGCAUCUUUUAUGACAAUCCAAGUCUUUUAUCUCUCCAUUGUGUCGAAAAUUCACCCUUAAACUACAAGUGAUAUUCCAAUCCUACUAACGACUUUAACUGUUCACAAUAGUUUUUAAGAUAAGUUAUAAAUUCUCCCCAUUCCUUAUUAGAAUUUUGUUCUUCUUGAUUUCUGACUCUUCCGGUCAUUUUAGCCGUUUUGGCAUAAUCCAUCCACUUGAUCUGCCAUUCUUCUAUGGUAUGGAUUUUAUCUUCUUUCCAUCUCUGGGCCAAUAACAUCCCUUCAACCGUGGUCACAUACAUAAAGAGUCUUUUCUGCUCCUUUGGGAUUUCGGCACCUAGAAUUCCUGAAAGGAAAGCUUCAGGUUUUUUUAAGAAAAAGUUAUUUUAAACAUUUUUUUCAACUCGUUAUACAGUUAUACCUUGGCUUAAGUACUUAAUUCGUUCGGAGGUCCGUUCUUAACCUGAAACUGUUCUUAACCUGAAGCACCACUUUAGCUAAUGGAGUCUGCUGCCGCACCGCCGGAGCACGAUUUCUGUUCUCAUCCUGAAGCAAAGUUCUUAACCUGAAGCACUAUUUCUGGGUUAGUGGAGUCUGUAACCUGAAGCGUAUGUAACCCAAGGUACCACUGUAUAAAAGGCUGGAACAGAUUAAUCCACUUUGCAUUACUUUCUAUGGGGAAGUGCACCUUGGUUUUGGAACGCUUUGGUGUUGGAAUGGACUUUUGGAAUGGAUUAAGUUUGAGAACCAAGGUACUUUUUGCUAGGUCUAAGUUUUUGCUAGGUCUAAUGGGAAGGGAAAUUAAAACAAAAGACCAGAACUUGUUCAUGUACUCCACGGCCGCCGCAAGAACCCUACUGGCCCAAAAAUGGAAAACACAAAAUAUACCAACCAUCCAGGAGUGGCAGGUGAAGAUGACAGACUUUGCGGAACUUGCCAAAUUGACAGGGAGGAUCCGGGAUCAAGAAGACCAGAGGUACAAGAACAAUUGGAGUAAAUUUAUUGAAUAUUUAAAGGAGAACUAUAAAAACGUAAAGACGCUAGCCGGACUGGAAUAAUGCUUUCAAUGUAAAACAUCAGUGAUACAAGAAUAAUGUGCGUGAUAAGAAUGGGAAAAAUAUACCAAUUGCAGGGAGGGAGGGAGAGUCAAAGGGGACAUAUGGUAACAGCAAGGAUUGUUGGAAAAAGAAUAUGUAAAGAAAAUGAUAAUAAUUUACUUGGAAAAAAAAAGUUUGAGAACCAAGGUACUACUGUAGUCUAAAGCAGUGCGUUUCAACCACUAGUGUGCCGCGAGAUGUUGCCUGGUGUGCCAUGGGAAAAAUUCGAAAGAUUUUUUUAAAAAAAAAAUGUCAAAUUUUCGCCCACUAGGAGGACGCCGGACUGUGUCCACCCUAUUUUCCAUCCGUCCUGGGUGGGGAUCAGAUCGGAUGGGAUCUGAUGAGAGCGGACAGGCGGUCCGCUCUCAUCCGAUUCCCCAUAGAGAGCAGCGGGGCUCUGACAUCUCCCUCUCCACACACAGUGGUGGUGUGCCUCGUGGUUUUUUUCAUGAAACAAGUGUGCCUUUGCCCAAAAAAAGUUGAAAAACACUGGUCUAAAGCAUCUAGCAGGUGCCAGGCCAGUGAGUUUUUCAUCUCAAUGCCAGACACUUAGGGAGCUAAUGAGAGCGUGCAAAUGUUUCAGGGGCUGACUGGUUGGCUGGCCUGAGUCGUCUCCUUUUUCCUGCAGGCACCCCUGCAAUCCAUCUCCAGAAUUUCUUGCUCAAUAAUUACCUGUAUGUUACCUGAUCGACUCCCCUCCCCCAUCCCAGGUACACCCCAUAUCCUAACCUUUACCCGGACCAAUCGCCCAGCGAAGAGUGGACCAUGGAGGAGCGAUUCCGGCCCCUGACCUUCCACGGCCUCAUCCUGCGCUCGCAGCUGGUCACCUUGCUGGUGCGAGGAGUCUGUUACGCGGAGAAUCAGUCGGUGAGUUGGUUCCGCUCAUUGGAUUACUUGGGCCUGCGAACGGCUUGGGGCGACGUUAUCAUGUAGUGUGGAAGAGACCUUGCAUUGACAGCGUCCCUGACAAGAGGUGUCCCUUCUCACCUGCACCUGAAGGGAAAAGAUCCCCAUGUUCCUGGCCCCCCCUCCCCAGUGGAUAUUUGUCCUUUAUUUAUUUAAACGAUUAACAUUUUUUAUUGAGUUUCCCCAAGAAAAUUCCUCUCCUGUCCUGUCUUGAUAUGUUUGAAACAUCCAUAGAGGACAAACUAGAACCCAAAUUUUAUCUUAAAAGAGCUGUUCUUUCUUUCAGCUCAUUGGGAGUAGCUUAUGAAUGACAUGUGUGCCUCUGCACUGCAUAAUCUGAUUUUAACUUUUUUAUGUACAGUGGUACCUCUGGAUGCAAACGGGAUCCGUUCUGGAGCCCCGUUUGCAUCCCGAAGCGAACGCAACCUGCAUCUGCGUGUGCGCGGGUUGCGAUUCGCCGCUUCCGUGCAUGCACGUGACAUCAUUUUGAGUGUCUGUGCAUGUGUUAGCGGUGAAAUCCGGAAGCAACGCACUCUGUUGCUUCCGGGUCGCCGUGGAGCGCAACCCGAAAAUAUUCAUCCCGAAGCAUAUUUAACCCGAGGUAUGACUGUAGUUUUAUUGUACUGUUAUUGGUACACUGUUCUGAUUUAGUUAUUUAUUUAAUCAACAGCAUAAGUGGGGACGACUCUUCUCCUUCAAAGAUCAGAAAUUCCCUCCCAGGACCCUAGAGGACAGUGGUCCUGCCCCAGUUUCCCCCCAGCUUCCCUUGCAAUAGAAAUUCACAGUCCAGGAUUUCCUGUUCUCCUCCAUUUUUGAUACACCGUAGGCUUUGAUCUGUGUCUGCCUGACUGAGAUUUGCCUUCCAGAGCACCAGCCAGCCUCGCCUUUCAUACGGCGAGAUGGCGGAAGAUUACCCUCGCUAUCCCGACAUCCACGAUCUGGACCUCACGCUUCUGAACCCCAGGAUGAUUGUGGUAAGGGCAAGAGGGUGUGCUUGCACAAAUUUGUGGAGCGUCAAGCUAUCAGUAGCUACCAGCCACGAUGGCUGUUCUCUUUCUCCAUGGUCAGAGGCUGCGGCUGGAAACCAGAGGAGUGCAGAGGGCUCUUGCUUGCAAGUUUUCCAUUGGGCCACAUUGAGAACAGAAUGCUGGACUAGAUGGGCUAUUGCGUUAGAUGGUACCAAACACCGAGGAAAUUGGCAAAAAUGUCUAAAUCAAAUAAAUGUUCCCCUUUUUGUUUAUCUCUCUGGGGAAGCGGCUUCCGCAAGCGGACUGGUAGAUUGCAGCAGUGGCAGGAAAUGGGACAAAGAACUAGCUGGCUGGUAAACACAUAAGAACAUAACAGGAGCCCUGAAGGACCAGGCCAGUGGACCAUCUAGUCCAUCAUCCUGGGGGAGACUCACAAGCAGGACUCGAACCCAAGAGCCCUCUCCCCCUGAAAAUGAUAUAUCAGUGGUGCUGUGAGUUCAACCACAGAGCCUAGGACUUGCCGAUCAGAAGGCACUGACUACAUCCCUGGGUAGGACAAGUGAAAACCCAGUGUAAAAUGUGUCGUGGGUCACCUCAACUGCUUUUACUGUUGGGUAUUGAUUUGGUAGGGGACGCUGUUGGUGCUGUGGGUUAAACCACAGAGCCUAGGACUUGCCGAUCAGAAGGUCGGCGGUUCAAAUCCCCGCGAUGGGGUGAGCUCCCGUUGCUCGGUCCCUGCUCCUGCCAACCUAGCAGUUCGAAAGCACCUCAAAGUGCAAGUAGAUAAAUAGGUACCACUCCGGCGGGAAGGUAAACGGCGUUUCCGUGCGCUGCUCUGGUUCGCCAGAAGCGGCUUUGUCCUGCUGGCCACAUGACCCGGAAGCUGUAUGCCGGCUCCCUCGGCCAGUAAAGCGAGAUGAGUGCCACAACCCCAGAGUCGGCCACGACUGGACCUAAUGGUCAGGGGACCCUUUACUUUUAACACGGAGUAAACUGGCAAGAAUGUAUAAAUCUAAAUCAAAGAUGUGUUGGUAAUGUAAAGAGAAAGAAGGUUCUUUUUAUCAUUCGUGGUGGUCUUGUGGUAAGAUUAAAGCUUCCUGGGAAAUUAUAUAUAACGAAAUGAAAAGGGUGUUUAAAAUAACCUUUUUUAAAAAAAAAAAAACCCAGAAGCUUUUCUUUUGGGAAUUCUAGGGACAGAACUUCCUAAAAUGUAUAGAAACUUAUUCAUGUAUGCUACUACAGUGGCAAGAAUGUUACUUGCCCCAAAGUGGAAAGAAGCAGAAGUCCCAGCAAAGGAAGAAUGCAUACAAAAACUUAUGGAAUAUCCUGAAAUGGCAAAACUUGCUGGAAAAAUAGGAAAUCAAGAUAACAGUUUUUAAAAUAAAAGAAUGGAAAUGGUUUAUUGAAUAGUUGCAGAUAAAUUAUAAACAGAUACGAGCAUUGGCAGGAUUAUUGUAAUAACCUGCAGAUUCAUAAGAGUAUAUAUUUAGAGAAGAAGAAUAAAUGAGCCAAUUAAGUUAAUUUGGAUACGCAGAAGAUACUAAAAACAAAUUUAAGGAACCGCAGAAAGUGGGGGAAGGAAGUCAAGUUUUGAAAUGUCAGAAUGAUUGUAAAAUCAGUGAAACGUAUAAACUUGAAAAGUACAAAAUAAAAAAUAAUACAUAAACAGGCAAAAAUAAUAAUAGAUGGGCUAUUGGUCUGAUCCAGCCGGCUCUCCUUAGCUUAUUACAAAAGUGCUUCUUGCUGCAUUAUUGCUGGGUUGUUUUUGAUGACCUUCCCCCGUGUCUGCUUAACUCCUCUGGCAGGACAUCACACCUUACAUGAAUCCCUCCCCUUUCACGGUUUCGCCCAAUACUCACGUCUCGCAAGUCUUCAACCUCUUCCGGACGAUGGGGCUCAGGCAUUUGCCCGUAGUGAAUGCUGUUGGGGAGGUGAGUUUAACCUGUACAUACUGUCUUUGGGAAGAAUUUUGCAACUGGGUCUGGGUGUAACUUUUCUCCCAUGACUUCCUCUCCCACCUAGUUAGGUUUGUGCCAAGAGUUUAAAAUCCAGAGGCCGUCUUGCUGGAGAAUCCAGAGCAGGCAUCCCCCAACUCAGCCCUCCAGCUGUUUUGGGACUACAACUCCCAUCAUCCCUAGCUAACAGGACCAGUGGUCAGGGAUGAUGGGAAUUGUAGUCCCAAAGCAGCUGGAGGGCCGAGUUUGGGGAUGCCUGAUCCAGAGCUUUAAGGCAAAUGCGUCUGCCUAAUAACCGCCACUAGAUGUUGCUGUGCUCUAGAACAAACAAUCCCAACGUAUAGUGCAGAGCAUAGGAGGUCAGUUUGUAGUAUGCUGAGCUAUCAAUGUUUCCCAAACCUGGGUCUCCGGCAGCUUUUGCACUACGGUUCCCAUCAUCCCUGACCCUUGGUCCUGCCAGCUAGGGAUGAUGGGAGUUGUAGUCCAAGAACAGCUGGAGACCCAAGUUUGGGAAACCCUGAGCUAGAUGAUCCUGGCAUAAACUGCUAGCAGAUGUAUGGAGGCAAAAGACUGGGCGGCUCUCCCAAGGAGUGGGUCCUCCACGUGGGCAGUACUGCCCCAUGGGGGUUGGUGGGAUUACCUAGGGGGUUGCUGGAGAUAUAAAUGACGAUCAGACUCUGAAAAGCUGGUACCUUUAGAUCAAGCUUAACAAUGUUGUUGAAUUAAUUAAACAAAAUAUAUUUUAUUGAAUUUUGAGGAAAUGUGCAAUUAACUGUUUUAUUGUGUUGCUAUCUUCCUUAGUAGCGACGCGAGUGGCGCUGUGGUCUAAACCACAGAGCCUGGGACUUGCCGAUCAGAAGGUCGGCGGUUCGAAUCCCUGUGACGGGGUGAGCUCCUGUUGCUCGGUCCCUGCUCCUGCCAACCUAGCAGUUCGAAAGCACGUCAAAGUGCAAGUAGAUAAAUAGGUACCGCUCUGGCGGGAAGGUAAACGGCGUUUCUGUGCGCUGCUCUGGUUCACCAGAAGCGGCUUAGUCAUGCUGGCCACAUGACCCGGAAGCUGUACGCCGGCUCCCUCAGCCAAUAAAGCGAGAUGAGCGCCGCAAGCCCAGAGUCGGCCACGACUCGACCUAAUGGUCAGGGGUCCCUUUACCUUUACCUUUAUCUUAGUGGGUCAUGCAAACCACUAUUCUGAAUAAUAUACCACAAUAGAAUAAUAUGCCACAAUGCACUAGGUUAUCCUGCAGUGAGCUAGCAGGUGUUAGGAGGCAUAAGUCUGCCUGUCUUCUGGGUCUUUUGGGCUGCAGUUCCCACAAGCCUCAGACAACAUAGUUCAGAUUCACGGAGGGAGGGCCAGAUGCAUUUACAGUUGUACCUUGGAAGUCGAACAGCUUAAUUCCCGAACGAUUUGGCUCUCGAACGUCGCAAACCCGGAAGUGACUGUUCCGGUUUGCAAACUGCUUUUGGAAGCUGAACGUCCGAUGGGGCUUCCUGCAGCCAAUCAGAAGCUGCACUUUGGUUUUCGAAUGUUUUGGAAGUCAAACGGACUUCCGGAACGGAUUCCAUUCGACUUCCAAGGUACGACUGUCUCUAUCUUUCUAGGCAAAAUGCUCUCGCACUGGCAAAUUAGAACUUCCGUGUUCAGAACUUCCAUGUCUGGAGAGUUCAGACCAGGCCUGAGGGCAGCUGUACAGAGAGCACGUUGCAGUCUUCAGGUCAUGGGCUGCUGGACUGUUUAUUUAAUAAAAUAUAUGCAUUGCUUGAUUGUACAAAAAAAUAAAGAAAGAAUAAAAACUUAAAGCAGUUUACAAAGAGAAUAAAACAAAGUUACCGGAAGGCUUGUCUAAACAAAAACGUUUUUAGCAAGGGCUGAAAAGAGCGAAGGCGCAUGCCUGGUAUCAAUAGGCAGGGAGUUCCACUGUGUAGAUGCUGCCACACUAAAAGAUGGACAAGAUGGGCCUUUUCUCUGGUCCAGCCGCCUCCGUAACGUUGGUUUACCCUGCCCUCUUUUUCUCCCGCCGCCUCUUCGCAGAUCGUUGGCAUCAUCACGCGCCACAACCUGACCCACGAAUUCCUGCAGGCCAGGCUACGACAGCACUACCGGACCAUCUGACCCCUCCGCUCCCGCCUCCCAAGCCGCCGCUUCGGAUCUCGCGUGGCCCCCGGGUCACCUUCGUGCACUUUAAAGGCAACAAAAGCGGACCGGCUUCUUUCUCACUGGGGGGAGCUGGAAGACUCUGGGAGUUGUGGUCUGAACGCUUGCCGGCUAAUCUUAGGGGCUCGCUCACCUGCUGCCCCGAUUGGCUUCCGAUCAGCAUCGUCCCGACAUUUCACCGCCCCGCCGACAUGAUUCAUAUCUAUGCCAUAUUCCAGAUGGAAGGAACACCUGUCCUUUUCUUUUCUCCUCUCCUUGCCUUAUAUCCUAAAACCAGGUGUUAACCAUCUCGAAAGACUCAGAAGACCAAUGCAGCACGUAGCCGCUAUAUGUCAAGCUUGGGCCAGCAAUUUCCUCCUAUUUCGCAUUCGUAGUUUCAGUAAGGCUAAGCAGAAGAGACACGUUUUUCUUUUCUUUUUUACUGGAGACUCUGGGUAGAAUUUUCAUUUUCAUUCCACUUAACUGCACUUUUGAGUUGUUUUUUUCUCGGCUAGAGGCUGGGAUCCUUGAUGUUUGGGGGUGGGGGAAAGUCUCCACUUGAGUGAAUCAAACCCUUGAUCCUUAAUUAUCUUUUUUUGGGGGGGGGGGAAGUUAUAGGUGCAUAUGGAAGGGAACGAACAAUCGUGCCACUGAAAGUAAGUGUAUGUUGGGGUGUGUUUGUGUGUGUUAGUGAAAGGCAGCAUUUGCCUCUUGUGAGUGUGAGGAAAGCCGCAUGGGUCAGUUUUGCAGGGGUUUGGCAGCUGGAGUGCCGUGGGUUUGCUUGCACCUACAACCCUCCAGGCAUUGCUGGACUACAACUCCCAUCACCUCUGACCACUACUGGCUGCUGGAAGUUGUAGUCCAGCACCUGAAGAGUCACAGAGUCACCAACCCUGCCUUGAAGUCCUAGAUGGAGCAGGUGUGUGCAUACAGAACAGAUUCGGGUCUCCUAGCUCUCUAAAGGCUUAAUUUUUUAAAAGAAUAAGUCAGCACCCUGAAUUGGACAUUGGGGCCUCAAAUUAUCUCUUCCCGGGCCAUCUUAGGUUGGCAUUGUAGUAUAGAAGCUUUAGAGCAGAGGGUUGGAACCUGUGGCCUUCCAGAUGUUGGGACUACAACUCCCAUCAUCCUUGGCCCCGGGGCUGAUGGGAGUUGGGAGUCCAGUGGCCUCUGGAGGGCAAAACCCCGCUCUUGAGGGAGAGAGACAUUGGGAGUGGAGCUGAACCAGUUUGCCUGAAGGGUUUCCAGUACACAGUAGGCUUGAUGGCCGGUAGCGGUUCAGCAUCACUGAGAAGAAUCUCACUUGCCUUGUGGGUGGCUGGCUGGCACCUUGCCGCAGACAUUUUGCAGGGAAAGUCAAGCUCAUUGGUGAAAGUUUCCCCUAAUCAAACCCACUGGUGAUCGGCACCCGUAAUUCCUACCUGUCUCAGCCCCUUAAACUGCCACCGGCUGGUCGCUCCAUACCAGGCUGCUGCCACUGUAGAGAAAACCAAACUUAAAUAUAUUUCUGGAGUGUUUAAAGGUUUUCUCCUGCAUGCGCUAGGCAUCUAGCAGCAAUUCCCUAAGCAAACAUGAGCAGGUCACAUCUAUUGGGACAACAGCUCUGUUGCUACAGAGGCGCCAAUCUGCAGCGUGGCCCUGCCAUGUCCCCUCAAAUCUGCCCGUGACAUGUCUGGUUGGGUUUGUUUGACACCCACACACCCCACGGCAGAUCUCCAAUCUUUCCCUUCCUCCUGCAAGUGAUCGUAAGGACUGCUGGGGAAUUCUGUCCUCCAAACAGUAGAUCUCCAGGGGGUAUCCCUGAGAAUCCAGUUUUCAUAGAAAGACUUCCCUUUAGCUAGCAAGUCUUGAAAAGUUGCAGUUGUGACACCCAGUCCAGGACCAAAAUAGGAUUUAUUUAUUUUUGCAAAGGGGGAGUGGGGGGGACUAUCUGCAGCAGUUCCAGGAGCACUUGAGAGAGUUCAUGUAAUUGCAGAGUCACCUCAAGCCAGCCCAGGCUGGUCUGGGGCUUCUCGCAAGCCCCAUUUCGGCUGCCCCCUUCGCAGUUAUUCCAGCGGACUCCUGCCUCUGAAGGUUUUUCCCCCCUGUUCUUGCUUCUGCUAAAUCUCUCCGGUUUGGAAAGGUGACAGCCCUCAUGCUGAUGGUCUUGAUAAAGCACAGUCGUGGAGUGUGGAUUUUGCAGGUUUUUUCUUCCCAGGCCGAACAGCCGGAGAGAAAAUGCAUUCCAAGAAAAGGACCCCUACAGCUCUGCCUGCCCCCCCGCCACAAAAAUAAAACAAAAUCCUCCUUCCAUGUAACCCCACCUGUUAAAACCUGUUCUGUGCCACAAGGCAGGCAGGGAAGGAAUCGCUUCGAGCGUCUCACCCCAUCACAACCUUGUCGGUGUCUUUAAAACCAAAACGUGGGCUGUCUCCAAUGUUAGUUUUACUUACAAGUAGUCCUGCUGAAAUUAUUAGGUUCGGGCCUGUGAAUUUCAGUGGGUCUACUCUCAGCUGGAUGCAACCCUGUGUUUGUGGACCCCUCCCUCUUUUAAACCAUUCUGUGCCGCCAGUGACACUAAUUCAGGCAUUUCAGUUUCCUGUCUUCUGAAAUUAUAUGUGUUCAUUUGGGCUCCCGGGGUGUAGCUGGGGGGUAGGACACAGUGCCUGCUUUCGAGUACUGAUUUCAUCUCCUUGAACCAAGAAUGCUGUGUGUGUGUGUGUGUGUGUGUGUGUGUGUGUAAAUGUGCAAUGUGUGUUUAAAAUGUGUAAAGUCUGUCUCUGCAUAGCUCUUUGUGAUUGUGUGGUGGUACGUGUGGGGUUUUGUUUUUUUAAGGGAAGGAAAAUCAGAACCAGGUCCUCCUCUCUGUCCCUCUAAAUCCAUUGAAAGACUUCAGCUGUUUUCUGCUUCUCAGACCCACUGCUUUAUUCCUUUGACCCCUUGAGGAGGAGGAAGGAAGGAGGGCAGUCCACAUCUUUAAACCUUAAUUUGGCCCUGGCAUUUUCUGGUUGCAGCAGGUAUCAGCUCAGCCCUGCAAACCACUUUUUAAAAUUAUUAUCUCUCUCUCUCUUAGCUGGGGCAUAAUCAACUUUCUUCCUAAGCCUGUGUCCUUGACGGCAACUACUACUCUUAAAUUGCUAAGCUCUUACCAAAAAAAAAAAAGUUGCCACAAGUUUGAACCUCUCUGAUACUUAUUGAUCUGCAAGCCGUGUUAAAAAGUGGGAGAGUUGAAGAUUUCGUUCGCACCAAAUGACAAGUCUGUGGUUUGUUGGGGCGGCAUGUGUGAUUUUUCGUGCUGCCCCCUUGUGAAAGGGAAGGGGCUGCCUCCUCUCCCCCCCCCCAGAAGUCCAGCAGCCUGGCACCUAACAGCCGCAGCAUCGUUGACAUCUUGACUUUACAGCCAGUUAAGUGAGCUGUUUUGCCACUUCUCUGCAAAGCUUGCCCAGAACGUGUCGGGUUUCUUCCUUCACUGCGAUCUCGUAAGAUGUCGAACCAAUUAAGGACUGUCUUCCCCAACUCCCCAGAGCUGUUGGCUCGAAGGAGCUUGACAAUACAUUUCUGUGUUUUGAGCCGAUUUAUUUGUUUUUGGCAUCCUGGCGAUGCCCAGAUCAAGCGAUGCUUCAUUUUGAAACCAGUGGCUUUAGGACUCCUAUCCUGAGGAGUGUCAGCUAUCCUGACAGGGCAGCUGUGCUCUCUCUGUCUCUCUCUCUCUAAGGGAUCUUUCUUCUUCUUCCCUAUCAUGAUGAAAAGUUCCACUGUUCUUGCACAUGCCGACAAGGGGCUUGUUAGCGGAGCUAAGAUACAGAGCUGCAAUGCGUCUCGGUUUCUUGCUAAGUGAUGCCCUUGUUCUCAUUGCUGGGCUUCUUGUGGGCUUGAGAUUGCUGAGAUUUUUGUGCAGGGGGAAUUUUGUGGGCGGGGGGUUGUAGGGUGUGUGUGUGUGUUUGGGUUUGGGGGGAAAGGGGUAUAUCAUGAUGGUGUGCAUUUGUUGGUGUGCGUGGUAGGGGAGGGGCAUGUGAGUUUUUGCUCCCACGCUGUUGUCCAAAGAACCAUCGCUUAAGGCGAGACUUCAGUUCCUAAGCUGAGCUUGGUUCCAGCCUAUUCACUUCCCUCCGAUAGACGCUCUUUUCUCCGUCUCUUACUUUCAGGUCGUGCCUUCUGAGUUUAUUCAACUAUGCUUUUAAAAAAGGGUGUGUGUGACCCAUGCAACAAUGGCUUUGUGUUCCUAUGUUACCAGGGGGAGUCUUGAACGGAUGGAAUCUAUGCCGAUUAAUGCCCGCCACCGCCAAACUCUGUGCCCUCUGCAGUUCGCUGAGGUGUGUGUGCAUGUCUUGCCUUUAGUUAGAUGCACAUUUUUAAAAUGCGCGUAGCCCAACAUCCGCACACAUUUGGCGCUGACCACUUCCCACCACCGCCAAAUGCCUCUUAUCCAAAACAAAGCAACAGGAAAGGUUUUGCUUUUCUAGGUCCGUCCCGAAUAAUUCUGGGAGCAUCUAUCCCCGCCAACUCUUUGGUUUUUAAAGGAGGAGGAGGAGGAAGCAGGCAGAAUCUUUACUUGAUGCUUUUCAUUUUGCGAAGUUAAACUAUAGGGGAGAAAAGGGUUUACCACAGAUGUGGGGAACCUUUGCCCGCCCCCCAGAUGUUGACGAACUAUAAGCCCAAGCAAAUGGCCAGGGGUGAUGGGGGGUUGCUGUUCAGCAACCGCCUGGAAGGCCAGAGGUUCUCCACACCUGGUUUGCCCAGAAAGCAACACUUUUGCCCCACGUUGCAAGAGGAUUUUUUCCAUCUGGCGGAUUGAAAGUCAGUGACGCAGACUUGCUAGCCUCCCUGUCUCAAAUGUGCCACUCAAACCCUCAUUUCCGAAAUGGUCGCCCCAGACUGCUUGAGGUCUGCUGAUGGCUUGGCCAAAGCUUGGUACCCACCCCUUCUCUCUCUUCCCCCACCCCUGGUCAAGCCUAGACUCCCAAACAGACAGAAGGCCCUUAAACCCUCAGAUCAGUGUUAAGCUUGAGCCCAGGGCAGAGAAAUCUGGAGCAAAUAUUCACGCGUUCUCCUUUUCACUGCCCACUCUGGUCUCUAAAACAGUAUUAAAUUGCCAUAUCAAGGCAUAACCCCUAUCUCAUUCCUCCAUGUCGCAGUGCAUUCCCCUGGUAAACCCUCUCAAUGUUUUCUUCAAUCUAAUUUGUGUUUAUUUUUUUCCCUGAGGGGAGUGUUUGUGACCAAAUGAUGGGAAUUAAUUCUGUUGUGUAUAUAAUUUAUUAUUUUUUAUUUUUUUAAAAAAUGAGUGAGAUAAUAAUUAUUUGUGUUUGACCACCUGUAGUGUUUAACCAUGGCCAUCCUCUUUGGGGGGGGGGGGGGAAGAAAAAAAAUAAAUUAAAUUCCUCCCGU